UUAAAGCCCUACGUUUUGUGUGAUUUUUGUAGGAACAUACUGCGCUAAAUGACGUUUAUUGCGAGUUAGGCGGUGUCUGUUCGGUUCCUCUUCGCUAUGGAACAAAUAGACAGUCUCCCCCUUGGAUACAGGGGAGAUCCAAGACUGGUUUCCUCUCCGAAUCCCGGAGAUAUGGUCCUUCACACGGGUGCAUCAAGCCCCAGUACUGCGAACAGUCCAGAGACAGUGCUGCACCAGCCCAGCACACCUGGUUCCGUCACCGGCAGUUAUAUACACGAUCCCGCUUCACCUCAUGGCGACUCAAUGUCUAAUAUGAGCCAUUCGCCGGGAACAGUUUCACAAGUUACCUCAUCUAACAUGACGGUGGCGUUACCAUCAUGUAACUCCGUCAGUGAAUACUCGCAGUACCCACCAGAUGUCAAGUUUGGCAUCGAGGAGUUGUGUCCCGUGUGUGGUGACAAGGUGUCCGGAUACCACUACGGUCUGCUCACCUGUGAGAGUUGUAAAGGUUUCUUCAAACGGACCGUUCAGAAUAAGAAGGUGUACUCGUGUGUUGACAACCGAAGCUGCCUCAUCGAUAAAAGCCAAAGAAAACGCUGUCCGUAUUGCCGUUUCCAAAAGUGUCUUAAUGUUGGAAUGAAAUUAGAAGCUGUCAGACAGGACCGAAUGCGAGGUGGUCGCAAUAAGUUUGGUCCCAUGUAUAAACGAGACCGUGCCAUAAAACAGCAGCAGCUCCGUCAGCAGGCACACAUUCUGACGGCGUAUCAGAUCCCAGGCGAUGACCUCAAGUGUGACAUGUCGAUGACGAGCAACCGUCAAAUGGCCAUCUACGGCCAGCAUCCUCAGUAUCUACCUCAUUCGAACGGUGAGAUGGUGGCACCACUGCACCCUCACGUCAUGCAGACAAUGCGUAUCGUGCCACAUCUCAUCAAUCAGAUGAAAGUGCACGAGCUAAAUGAGAAGGACAUUCAGGAGAAGGUGAUCACCUUUGCUCAAUAUCAGUUCAUGGCGUGCGAUUUGAAACCAAAACGCGACCUUGUGAUUGGUCUGUGUAAGCUGGCGGAUCACUGCUUGUUUCUGCUGGUAGAGUGGGCGCGUGCGUCAAGCUUCUUCAAGGAGUUAAAGGUCGAGGAUCAAAUGAAGCUCUUACAGAACUGUUGGAGCGAGUUGCUGAUUAUAGAAUACGUGUUCAGAUUUGUGUCUGCCAUCAGGAACGGAACGCUUCAGAAUUUAAACACGGACCGAGAACCACAUUACAUCAACUUUCAUAAUCUAGACAGUAUGGACCACCUGGACUUUCUGCCUCGGCUUGGCUUGUCAGAUGUGAAAACACGUUUAAUCGAACUCAUCAAGAAGUUUGCCGAGUUGAAGUUUGACAUCAAUGACUAUGUGUGUAUGAAGUUCUUAGUGCUGCUAAACCCUGAUGUGUUAUUUUCAGAUAUCAUCGGUCUGGAGGAACGUCACUUUGUAGAGAGGAGCCAGGAACAGAUCAAUGCCGCCUUGAUGGAAUACUGCAUACGAUUCUAUCCUGACAUGAAGGAUAAGUUUGGACAAUUGUUGCUGCGCUUACCCGAGGUUCGCAUCAUUAGCAUACGAGUGGAGGAAUACCUGUAUCAAAAACAUGUGACUGGAGAAGUGCUUGGUCAGACACUGCUAUUAGAAAUGUUACACUCGAAACGGAAAUGAUUUGAAAGACCAUUAGCCAUUAGGUUUUGAUGAUUGUCAUUGCCACUAGAGGGUGCUGUAUGUAUUGUACAGGUGGAGACCCCUAGUGAGUGUUUUGUGUGUUGUGUUCAUGCUUGGGCAUGCCACGCCGACCAGUACUCUCCAGAUUUGGUUUGCUGACAGCGGGAUGCUGCCGAGAGAAUGGCGCACAAUAUUAUUCCGACCAGAUAAACGUGAUCUUGGACAUUAUUCUCGUAAUGAUGGAGACUUGUGAUCAUUAGGUGUGAUGAUUGGUCAGCUUGCUGAAUUACACAAGAUGUGGUUGCCUGCGGUGACUGUCAGCGCUUGAAAGGUCAGACACGUUAUCUCUGUUGCUGGUGGUCUGGGAUCAUAUGAUCCCUUGUCCUGACAAUAGGGGACGCGAGAUCUUAACUGCCUUAGAACUAAUUCACUGCUAAGUUAGAAUUCUGCUGGAACGAAGGAAUUCUAAGUAAUGUGUAUUUGUGACUGUUGUUUGUGCCACAGUGUCGAGGUUUUCCUGUUGAGUGAUUUGGGCAAAUGUGGGAAACUAGAUAUACCUAGGGUGGAAAUGGAGAUGAUGUCAUCACAGAAAAACUGAUGUGUCAGAUAUUGACAUCAAUAGAGCAAUGUUUAUUUUGACGGAUCACAACUGUUUUAAAGAUGGACGGGUAUUCAUCCGUAGACAGUGGAUACUUCCUGGAGACGCGAGUCGAGUUUGUUAAAAAUAAUGCUUACAUCGGGUUGAUGUAUAAUGCCUCUGAUCAUCCUUGAACAGUUGCUUUGUCAUUGGAACAUUCCUAAAGACUUGAAAGAUGACUUUUACAACAAGAAGCCAGUCCUAUGACUGGUGGAAUAUUACUCUCCUCUUUACAUGUACUUUCAUCUUUCUGCAGGGCGACUGUCUGGCUGGUCAUCGUGGCUGUGUACUAUCAGAAUUCCUCGCAAGCUCACCUCAAAACUACUGUUCAAUUUGUCUAAUUCUUGCAUAAUUUUGUUGAGUGAAUCAUGAUUUUCUAAUCACUUGAUGUAACAAAGGGUUCUUACUUUGGGUGUGAUAUUUACAUGUGCCAUCUUGAAACCAGCAUUGGUUGUGCUAAUGUCGACAGUCCAAGUUUGAGUUUGAGGAUCACAUGAAUAUGUUUGUCUCGCACCAAAAUAAUUGCAAAAAUGUUGUAUUUGAAAUUGAUUUGUAUGUCUGGUGCCGUUCUCACUCAAACUCACGCUUGGAUUAGUCGCUACAUGUUUUGCUGUUCUGGUGUAAGGCAGACAAACCAAAGAUGAAUUGUUCAACCUGGUCCUAGGGAAUGCUACAUCGGGCAACAUUGUCACUGUGUUGACCUUGUUCCUAGGAGCUGUUCUUUGACAGGACUACUGUUAUUGACUGCACAGAUAACCCCCUAGGGCGAGAUUGGCCGAUUCUAACCUUGUAUCUGGAGAAGGGAUCCUAGGAUGAAUAGAUAAGCCUUUGUGUUAUCAGCGCUUUCUAGAUGUCUCACUAGGGGCUGCUGUACUCGUGUGCCAUUUUCACUAGAGUGUUUUGCUAUGAAGCACAUCGGGCGUUCAAUGAAUUUUAAUAUUUGUAAUUUGAGUAAUUGGGGACGUUCCAUUUUAUGCAUGAUUGUUAUGAUGGUUAGUGGUUUUUAUGGAUUGUCAUGGAAACACAACUCCCCAUACACAUCUUAUGGAUCACUCUACACAGAGUGUGGCUCGUUUUGGCCAAACUUUCCAUAUUACACUUGGGGAAUUGUGUCUCUGGGGUGUGUAUACUCUUUGUUCUGUUCUUAUGUGGUUACCAUGGUUACAGUGUUUUGGCAAUGUCUAUCUCCUUGUUACUAGUCAUUAUAUUAGGAGGUAGUGACACAAGAUGGUUGACAGUCAGAAACAAUGUGAUGAAGAGAACUUUAAGAUUUUUGAGGAAAACCUUGGGAAUGAUGGAAUUUAGCAAUUUAUCAAAGUUCGAUUUUUACCAGUGGAAGUCAAAUCAUGACGGGCAUUUACGUUGAAAAUGUUAAUCAACAUUAAGGAAUUUUUUUAAUCUGUAGAAGUUUAGAUUAUUACUAAGCAUCGUUAUAAUGGGGGAACGAUUCUGCUUCAAAAACCUUAUUAUUCUUGAUCAGUUGACGUCGGUUGUACUGUUGUAGAGUGAUUGACAGCCAAUUAAGCAUAAAUUAGUUGUCCUAAUUGGCAGGUUGCUAUUGUCGGUGUGUCUGCUGUGUGUCACAGAUGGACCAGACACAUUGUGACAUAUUAUAUGCGAAGAUUAUGGAGCAAUCAUGAACUUGCAUCAUGUCCUAUUGUUGAUUGGGACACGCAGCAAAGUCAUGAAUGUGUGCUCUGUCCAGUCUUCAGUUUUGUCUUAUGGCCAUGUGCCGCAGUGUAAGGGCUGCUCUGCAAUGUCCUGUCCCGUGUCGCUAGUAAUCUUAAUGGGGGGGUUGUCCUGUGUUACACUGUAUAGAAGAAACAUCUACAAUGUUACUCUUGUUACUAAUUUCUGUGUCCCGCUGGUUUAUGACUCGGCACCUAAUAUUAGGUGAGGCUUAACUGGUUUUGCCAAAAUCUGUCAUAUCCUGGGACGGGGUUGAUUUGAGGAUCUCCUGGUCACCAGAGACGUGAUCAUCACACCAUGAAUUUGAUUUCUUAGUUGGAAUAAAGCAUCUGAAGAAACCUGGCCAGUAGAAAUAUUUAUUUACUUUAUGAAAUAAAUAUAGAAAAAACUCUAAAAUCCUGAGUGUGACGAUACUUUGAGCAUUAUUAGCUUUAAGUCAUGUGAUGAAUCUAUUAACAUGAUGAAGGAGAGAGUCAUGUAAGACAUGGAGAUAACACAUUAACUUGUUAGAAUAACUGCCAUACUAGAAACAUGUAUAUAUUUAAUCACUUGUAACAAUAAAUGACUCCUAGCUCCUGUGCUAAAAAUGUUCACAUUUUGUUGAUCUUGUUUAACAUGCCUUAAUUCUCUCAGCUUUACCUUGGUGUGUUGACACCUGUUAACCCUUGUGCGUCGGUGGGCCACUGGUUGAAGACGGGUUAUGGCGUUCAUUAUGCUUUAUUUGCUCAAAUUGACUGCUCUAGUGUAACCAAAUAUGGAGUCCUUGAAAAAAGGUGUCAUUUUCAAGUGAUCAUAUCGUGACCAUAAACAGUGUCCGUGUCACAAACAUAGUUGAUCAAUAUGUUUUAUAUUCCUGGGAUUAUCUUCCUUUCCUUUCUGUGCUAUGCCAUAUGGGGAAAGAUUCAUUCUUUAUAACUUUGGUAAAGCCAUAUGUGCAUACUAAGCUGAAGUAAAAAACACUUAAAUUUUCUUCCUCCUUAUUUCAUUGUGGAGUGUUUGUGGCCAGUACACUUUAUCUUGAGCCUUUUCAUUUGAUUGAAAGCAUUAUCUCAUUCUCUGUGUUCCUGAACUGUGAAAGAGGAACAUUUGAAAUGAUGGAUCAAUUCAUUCAACCUUGGAGAAAAAGAAAACUAAGAACUUGUAAAGAAUUGUGAGUAAUUGAUGUCACAUUUUACAAUGUUCUUCCAGGUAUGGAAACAGUUUAAAAAAUUCGUCUUUUUUUGAACGUUUGAAAGAAACAAAAUCAGCGUUUGUUUUGGUGCCAGGUCAAGGUCAUAAAGAGCCAUGUUUGCAAUCUCUCGUGCCAUGUUGGGUUUGGGGUAGAAAAGGGUUGGGUGUAAAAUAGUCUAUUUUUAAGAUUUUUCAAAAUAUUUUACCGUGUCCACUGAUCUGUCAUGAUAACAUGUGACAUGUACACUUCAUUGACCUAACAUUCUCUGUAACAAUUAUAUAUCAAUUAUAUAUGUAAAAUGUAUGUAAAUACGGAAUUUUCAAACUUGGAAUAUUCCAAUGCACGGAUUUUGGCGCUGCAUCAUGAUUUCAUGCAGGUUUCUUAAUCGUCAAGUUUUUUAAUCGCGUGUAACUUAUUUAUCGCUGAUGUUUUGAGUAUAGUGUGAAACAAGCUCUCAGGAAUUAGUUGUUGUCGGUUCAUGAGUGUAUAUAUCGUGUUUCCAUGGUGACGGAUGCUGGGAUGUCGUCCGUGUGUCCCUGUGAAUGAUUUCAGGGUAAGCGGUGAGGUCCGUUGGAUUAGCAUCAACACAUUUUUAGCUUGGUCAUUUUUCUCCACGUUUUGAAUUUGAAAUCGGUCUUUUUGUUGAGUGUUGUAUACCCCAAUCUGUAACGGUGGUGCAUCUGGUUUACAUGUGUUUGUCAUAUUACGUCAAAAAAUACCCAACUUUCUUGUUCAGAAACUUAAAACAAAUCCCUUCCACGAUUCUUUCCCUUACUAAGGCACAGUGUGCUAUCUGCCUUAAUGAAGUGUGACUGAUGGUUUGUUAUGCUUCUGUGGAGCGUAAUAUGUUACAAGUUACAAUACUAAGUAGUGUUCAUUCAAUCAAGCAUGCCAAAGUGAGCCAUUAAUCACUCAGAUGGAAUCAUUUCAGACUUAACACAAUCCAGUUGACCUUAACACCCCGUUUUCCUAAAUGGACUCUUCUAAUUCAAUAACCAGAAGAGUCUACAAAGGGAAUUGGGGGUUAGGGCCUGUCUUCAUUAGAAUCCACUUAUUGACCGUGUUCGUAUUUUCUUAAACUUCCAGUCUUAAGUCUGCCAUGUCCGGCCGAGUUAUUCAAACAGAGCUCAUGCUGUCAGCGGUAUUAAUCACAAGAAGAGGACCCAUGUGUACUGAUACACAUGUGUCAUAUGGACUCUUUUGUCCAAAGGUUGAGCCAAAUCGUAUCCUGGUUUGAAUACCGCGGCCAAGAGGAUUAUUUUCUGUGUGAUUUCAAGUCUUGUUAUUAGUCCUGGUAGUUGUCCCGCUUUGUUUUGCCCAUGUUAAGUAGUGUAAGACUAGUGUCCUGUUGUGUUAGCAUUACGUGUCGGUGGUUAUAGGUUCGUAAAGUUCAACAGUACACGUCCAGUAUUGUCUAAAGUGUACACAAUUCUAUAUGGUUUCUGUGGAUUUGGUUGCCAUGGUGACAGAGUUGUCAAGGAAACCCCUAGGUGUUGGUCCUACAUUUACCAAUCAUUUAUUACAGUUACAAUUGCAAUUCAUUUUAGUGGCUUUUAGCAUAAUCUUUUUGUUCACAUGUUUUACCAUGAAAUGAUGUUUUUUCAUGGCGACCAUUUCCAUAGCAACCAAAUUUGCUAGGGGAUUUUUCUCAACCUAGCGAUAUGUGUGCUAGCUCGUUUGAGUUUUGGAGAGUCAGACUUCUGUUUGGUGAUAACGGUAAAAUAUUUAACAGAAUAUCUGAUUUCUAUUUAAUUCUAGAGUAAACAUGUCGUUUUCUAUGUAGGGUUUCCUUCAAGUUCAAAAUGCAGUUAUUUCACAACAUCCCAAAGCUAACAUGCUAAAUGAUAUGUAAUGGGUGUUGCUGUGUGAAUGAUCUACAAACAAAUUAGGUCAAGGUCAUACAGUGCAUCCCAAAAUGUUUGGCCAAAUGUCAACAAUGGUGGCGAAGAAGUCAAGUGUUCUACAUUAUCUAAAACACUUCAAGAGUUUGUGGCCAUCUCCCCAUGUCUCCGAGAUGAAUCCACCAUACAUGUACUACAUGCAGCUUACAUGUUUACGUUGUAUUGUGUAAUCUCCUGAUGUCACCUGAUGUCACCUCCUACACAGGAAAUGCAUUGUGGGAGCAGUUUGAAGAACUUGAAUUUGUAUUUAGAACUAAAAUGGCCCGAAAUGUUUUGUGACGCAGUGUAUGGCUGUAUAUGUUUGACUUGGUUUCAUGUCACUCGUUAAUGAUUGUGGGGAAACUCUUGUUAUAGAAGGCUAAUAAAAAUAAUAU
Molecule: messenger RNA, 7458 nt
Organism: Lineus longissimus
Lineage: Eukaryota; Metazoa; Nemertea; Pilidiophora; Heteronemertea; Lineidae
Product: nuclear receptor subfamily 5 group A member 2-like
Exons: 8
Coding region: 97-1686 (529 amino acids)
Biological process (GO): regulation of transcription by RNA polymerase II; hormone-mediated signaling pathway; tissue development
Cellular component (GO): RNA polymerase II transcription regulator complex
Molecular function (GO): RNA polymerase II cis-regulatory region sequence-specific DNA binding; nuclear receptor activity; zinc ion binding
Source: RefSeq, a predicted model, not a curated record